AUGCUGCCUUACCUGUUCCCUGAGCUGUCCACCUUUGCUACAGUCGCCGAUCUUAUCACCCACCUUCGCACUAGUGACGCUCGCCUGCGUGCCGCCCUUCCCACCGAGUUCUGCGCUAAGAACCCCCCUCCACUGUACUGGACACUCCACUUCAUAGUCACCCAUCUCCCUGACACCCUCAGCUCAGUGCGCGACUAUUUCCUUGCUCGCUGUCCCACUGAGCUCACUGUCCCCCUCCUAGAGGAGAAGCUGCUAGCAGCCGAGAAGAGCAUUGUAGCUGUAGGUGCUGCUCGUGGCGCUCCUCGCACCCCCAUCUUUGAGGGGUGUUCUCCCUCUCCCCUCGCUCCCUCCUACGCUACUGCUGCUGCUGUUGACUUCCUUGGUGCUGAGUCUGCUGGCGCUGCUUCUGCUCCUGGUGGGAGGCGCCGCACCGGCAAGGGCAAGGGGGGCAAGGGUGGCGGGGGUGGCGCUGGGGGGGGAGGAGGUGGGGGAGGUGGGGGGGGAGGCGGUGCUGGAGGGAGCGGUGGCGGGAGUGCUGGUGGGAGUGGGGUCGGCAGCGGAGGCGGGGGCGGCGGAGGGAGCGGUGGCGGUGGUGGCGGCGGCGGCGGUGGCGGCGGUGGCGGCGGCGGCGGCGGUGGCGGUGGCGGCGGUGGCGGUGGCGGUCGGAGCGGAGGUAGUGGUGGCGGCGGAGGUCGGAGUGGAGGCACUGGCUCUGGCCAGAGCUCCCACCAGCAGCAGCGUCCCCAGACGACCCAGCAGCUUCGUGAGUGGCUUGCUCAGCGUGGGACGUCGGGGGGCAGUGGCCGCUGUUCCUAUGUCAUUCGCACAGGUGACCGCAAGGGACAGACGUGUGGGAGGUUCCACACCCCGUACCGCUGCUUCUCCCGCCUUGACGACGCUUGGCGUGAGGAGAUGGGCGAGGAUGUUGAGCGCCCCCGCUGGGCUGAGCUGAUGAGGGCUGGUGUUGAUAUCUUUGCUCUUGACUAUGAUGCUAUUAUUGCUGCCAUGUAUGCAUUGACUGUUAGUGCCGAGGGAGACUGUUACUUGUGUGUGCCGCCUGACCCAGGUAUAGAGCCCGCUGCCCUGGGUACUAGUGAGUCUGCUCUCUCUGGUCUGGUGCCCUCUGUGGCUGCUCCCUCCAGUACUGUCCCUACUGCUUGUGAGUCUGCUCUCUCAGGUACAGCACCCACAGAGACUGCUCUCUUAGUCCUUGCACAGUCCACCACUGUGCUCCCUUGUCCGGCGGUUCCGUCUGGCUCGUUGUCGGGUUUCCACCUCCCCUCGUUCUCGACGAACCUGGUGAGCAACGCUGUCAUCCAGGAUCAGUGGGUUGACACCUUUACUCCUGGAGGACAGCGUGUGGCGAUCCUCACGUGCUCCAGGACUGGCCGUCACCUGGCUACGUUUACCCGUCAGCCGGGGUCGAGUCUCUACACACUGUCCACUGCGUCUCCUCAGGUCGCUGCUGUCGGUCAGGUGUCCGCGUCAGGUCUGGUAGCCCACGCCUGUGAGUGUCGUUCCCUGUCGCACCAGACUCUUCUCUGGCACCACCGCCUGGGCCACCCCUCCUUGCCACGCCUCCGUGGCAUGCACCGUCGCCACCUUGUGUCUGGUCUUCCCAGGUCCCUCCCUCCCCUCCCUGCCUCGCCUGCGCCGCCUUGCCUUCCUUGCAUCGGGGGGCGGCAGCGCGCCGCUCCUCACUCCUCCUCGUUCCCCCCGACAGAGGCUCCUCUGCAGACCCUCCACCUGGACGUGUGGGGCCCAGCCCGCGUUCGUGGCCAGGGCGGUGAGCGGUACUUUUUGCUGGUUGUCGACGACUACUCGCGUUACACCACGGUCUUCCCCUUGCGCUCCAAGGGUGACGUCCCUGGUGUUUUGAUCCCUUGGAUCCGCACAGUUCGUCUCCAGCUCCGCCGCCGCGGAGGGCAUCGAGCAGACUUUCACACUUCUGUCAGCAACCAGAAUGGGGUUGCUGAGCGCCGCAUUGGCCUGGUCAUGGAGGUCGCUCGUACCUCCUUGGUCCAUGCGGCGGCUCCCCAUUUUCUGUGGCCGUUUGCUGUCCGGUACGCCGCGCAUCAGCUCAACCUCUGGCCCCGUGUCUCCUUGCCGGAGACCUCGCCCACACUGCGUUGGACGGGGGAGGUUGGCGAUGCGUCGCGCUUCCGGGUGUGGGGUGCUCGUGCCCUUGUCCGCGAUACGUCCGCGGACAAGCUCUCCUCCCGCACGCUUCCCUGUGUCUUCCUUGGCUUUGUCCCUUACGCGCCUGGCUGGCAGUUUUACCACCCCACCUCGCGCCGGGUCUUCGCCUCUCAGGACGUCACCUUUGACGAGUCAGUCCCUUUUUACAGUCUCUUCCCCUACCGCACUGCCCCCCUCCCUCCCCCACCGCUUUUCCUCGCUCCUGGUCCCCCUCCGGUAGACCCCCUUCCCCCUCAGGGUCCUGCUCCCUCAGGUGUCUCUCAGGUAGACCCUCCUCCCGUCGCUGAGCCUGUCGAGGUCACAGGUGACUCAGGUGCUGCUGCAGGUGGUGCUGCUGGGAGUGCUGAGCCUGGGGGUGCUGAGCCUGCGGGUGCUGAGCCUGGGGGUGCUAAGGCUGCGGGUGCUGGGACUGAGGGUGCUGGAGCUGAGGGUACUGUGCCUGAGAGUUCGGCGCCUGGGGGUGCUGAGCCUGGGGGUGCUGCGACUGGGGGUGCUGAGCCUGCGUGUACGGAGUCUGGGGGUACUGAGCCUGGGGGUGCUGCGACUGAGCCUACGGAGCCUGGGGUUGCUGCGUCUGGGGGUGCUCCGGUUCGGGGUGCUGAGCAGUCUCUCACACCACAGCAGCUUCGUGACUGGUACGUCCGGCGCUUUCGCCGUCCUCGUGGCCCUGCUGGAGUUGGAGGUUCUGGAGCUGCUCGUCCUGGAGGUGCUCGUACUGGAGGUACUGGAGCUGCCGGGACUGGUUGUUCUGGGAGCACUGAGACUGGAGCUGCUGGAGCUGGGGACUCUGGAGCUGGCGUUCCCAGCGGAGUUGGAGCUGCCGGCUCUGGGGGUGCUCUUCCUGGCGGUACUGGAGCUGCUGGAGCUGACGACACUGGAGCUGACGGUUCUGGACACGGUGGUCCUGCUGGUUCUGGAGGUGCUGGCGAGGGGAGGUCUGACGCUGCUGGGGCCUCUGGUGCUGACGUCGCCGACUCUGGGGGUGCUGCGGCGGAGGGUGCUGGUCCUGGUGCUUCUGGUGCUGCGGGUGCUGGAGGUGCUGGCGGAGCUCCGCCGUCGCGCCUGUUCUUCGCUCCUCCGUCGCCGUCGGCUUUGCCGCCGCCUGACACGGUGCUUCGCCAGGUUCUUUCCCUCCCGUCUUCCACUGGCCUUCCCCUCCAGCCUGGCUCCCCCCUCCCUGCUCCUGUGCCUUACACUGCACAGCCGGACUCGCUUACGGAGCGUCGUGAGCCUGUGUCUCGUCCUGCCUCGCCUGUUCGUGCUGCUCGCACUGCUCGCACUGCGCGCACUGGUCCCACUGGUCGUCGUGUCGCGCGUCCGCGUCCUCCUCCUGUUCCUGGCACGCAUAUUAUGGCCCUUCGUCCUUCCACUGGUCCACAGCGUGUCCCCCUACCGUCUCCUCCUGCGUCUUCUCUUCCUGACGUUCCCGACCCUGAGUCUGACAGUGUUCGUGCUGCCCACCCUACUGUUACGCGUCUUCUCGCCACUGUUGUCACUGACCCGUCGUUUGAGUCCUCUGCUGCGUCUGCCCUGGUCGCUGAGCUUGUCGACUUUGCUGCUGCCUGUCGCCUAGACUACGCCGCCAGUCUUGUUGCUGAGUCUGAGUCUGUCUGUCCUCCGUCCGUCGGGGGUGAGUGUGCUCUUGGCACGGACGUCCUUGAGGACAGGCAGGAGGACUUUGACUCUCUUGCGGCUGCUGUACCUCAUCUCGUGGCCUGGUUGCUUGCCCCUGAGGGAGACCCGGAUGCACUAGACAUCCCCACUCCGCGCUCUUACGCAGAGGCGAUCUCGGGUCCCUACUCCUCUCAGUGGCAGACAGCCAUGGACGCAGAGAUGGCAUCCUGGAAGUCCACAGGCACCUACGUCGACGAGGUUCCCCCUCCUGGGGCGAACAUCGUCGAUGGCAUGUGGAUUUUCAGGGUGAAGCGGCCGCCAGGUUCUCCACCUGUCUUCAAGGCUCGUUACGUUGCUAGAGGCUUCAGUCAGCGUCAGGGGGUUGACUUCUUCCAGACCUUCUCCCCCACCCCGAAGAUGACCACUCUUCGGGUUCUGCUGCACGUUGCUGCUCAGCGUGACUACGAGCUUCACUCUCUUGACUUCAGCACAGCUUUCCUGCAGGGCAGCCUGCACGAGGAGAUCUGGCUGCGCCGCCCACCUGGCUUUACUGGGUCGUUUCCUCCUGGUACCCAGUGGAGCCUCCGCCGGCCAGUCUACAGUCUCCGCCAGGCGCCACGUGAGUGGCACGACACACUGAGGACUACACUUGCGGCCCUUGGGUUCGCGCCGUCUACUGCUGACCCGUCGCUGUUUCUGCGCACAGACACGUCGCUGCCGCCGUUCUACAUUCUCGUGUACGUCGACGACUUGGUCUUUGCUACUGCUGACACUGAGGCACUCGCUCGUGUGAAGUCGGAGCUGCAGAAGAGACACACGUGCACAGAUCUGGGUGAGCUGCGUAGCUACCUUGGCUUGCAGAUCAUCCGGGACAGAGCACGCCGCACCAUUACCCUGACUCAGUCACACAUGGUGCAGCAGGUCCUUCAGCGCUUCGGCUUCCAGUUCUCCUCACCACAGGCCACACCUCUGGCUACCAGCCACUCACUCUCAGCUCCACCUUCGGACGAGUCCGUAGAGCCGAGUGGCCCGUACCCAGAGCUUGUAGGCUGCCUCAUGUACCUGAUGACUUGCACGCGACCUGACCUCGCGUACCCUCUUAGCAUCCUUGCUCGUUACGUUGCGCCUGGGAGACACAGGCGAGAGCACUGGGAGGCUGCUAAGAGGGUGCUGCGUUACUUGUGCAGUACAUCAGGCAUGGGGCUGGUGCUUGGAGGACGCGACAGAGUUGUCCUCACUGGUCACUCGGACGCUUCUUGGGUGGACGACUUGGCUACGCAGCGGUCGUCGCAGGGUUACACCUUCAGCCUUGGUUCUGGUUCUGUCUCGUGGCGGUCCACCCGCUCUUCUUCUGUUCUCAGCUCUAGUUGUGAGGCUGAGAUCUACGCCACGGCCAUGGCUGCACAGGAGUUACGCUGGCUCACCUACCUGCUGACUGACUUGGGAGAGCGGCCUAGUUCUCCUCCAGUUCUGUACGGCGACAACAAGGCGGCCCUUGCCUUGUGUCAGGAGCACAGACUGGAGCACAGGACGAAGCACAUUGCUCUUCGCUACUUUCUUGCUCGAGAGCUGCAGCAGCGAGGUCAGCUUCGGCUUGUGUACGUGGACUCGAAGGCCAACACUGCUGAUAUCUUCACCAAGGCGCUCCCGCCUAGUGAUCAUCAGCGGCACUGUACUUCUUUAGGCCUUGUAUCCACAUUCCCUCAUUUGCUUACUGCUUGA
Messenger RNA from Closterium sp. Yama58-4, 5535 nucleotides. NCBI's taxonomy places the organism in Eukaryota, Viridiplantae, Streptophyta, Zygnematophyceae, Desmidiales, Closteriaceae. The record is from the annotation of a GenBank genome assembly.